Messenger RNA from Lachancea meyersii CBS 8951, 2493 nucleotides. The record is from the annotation of a GenBank genome assembly. NCBI's taxonomy places the organism in Eukaryota, Fungi, Ascomycota, Saccharomycetes, Saccharomycetales, Saccharomycetaceae.
AUGGAUUUGAGAAGUCGCUAUACGAACCGCGAAUUACGGCCUUUUUAUGCUGGAAGUGGUGCCAUCGCUUCUGUAUCAGAAGACGGCCAACUCUUGGCAACUUCAGUCGUAGAUGAGGUGAUCAUCACGGAGCUUGGAACUACAAAACGCAUCUUGCACAAAAUCGAAAAUGAUGACGAACAAGAAAUAACAGCUUUGAAGCUUACCCCCGAUGGCAAAUUCCUGGCUUUUAUGUCGCAAGCUCAACUGCUGCGCGUUUACGAUUUAAGCGCGAAGAGAAUUACCAGAUCUAUGAAAAUUUCGUCUCCAGUUUACGUGAUGGACUGCGACAGUAGCUCUACUUUGAUGGCCCUUGGUGGUACUGACGGUAGUGUUACCGUGGUAGACGUCGAAAACGGUUAUGUGACACACUCUUUCAAAGGGCACGGAGGAACCAUCUCCAGCGUGAAGUUCUACGGCGAGCUCAACAGCACUACCUGGAGAUUGGCAUCUGGUGAUACCAACGGUAUGGUGAAAGUCUGGGACCUGGUUCGCAGAAACUGUCUGUACACCAUCCAAGAGCAUGCAGCUGCUGUUAGAGGACUUGAUCUCAGACUCUCUAAUUCGGCUGACCAAAACUCUCUCGAACUGUUAUCGGGAGGUAGGGAUGACAUUGUCAACUUGCAUCAACUAGGGCCGGGCAAAAAGGUGAAGCUUCUUAAAACCAUCCCUGUGAGCCAGCAGAUCGAGGCCUGUGGGUUCAUUCAGGUAUCAGAAAAUAACGAUUCGAUUUACACAGCUGGUGGUGAAGCAGUAUUCCAAAUAAUUUCGCUGGACUCAGGAAAUGUCAUUAAGAAAACGGAAAAACCAAUAGAGGAGCUUUUCAUAAUAGGUGUCCUGCCAAUUCUACAAGCCAGCAAAGUGUAUCUGGUUCUAUCCGAUCAAACGCUGUUUUUGGCUGACCUUGAAGCCUCUUUCGAAGCUUCUGGAGAAAACAUCGUAAUUAAAAGUAAGAUCGCCGGUAAUCACGGAACUGUAGCUGACAUGAGGUUUGUGGGACCUGAAUUGAAUCUGCUGGCCUUGGCUACCAACUCUCCGGGCCUCAGAAUUGUCCCCACUGCUGGCUUUCUAUCUCAGAAAAAAGAUCUCGCAGGAGACCUCGAUAACCUCAAAGACAGCGAGGGAAAAGAUGAUGAUAGCACGAGUCUCCCACUAGAAGUCGAAGUUCUCGAGGGACACACCGACCUACUCAACGCAGUCGACUCCACGGAAGAUGGAACAUGGCUAGCCAGUUGUUCUAAAGAUAACACCGCCAUUCUAUGGAGGUUUGACGCUCAUUUGGAUACCUUCGAAAUGUACGCCAAGUUCACAGGACACGCGGGGCCCGUGACAGCCGUUGGGCUGCCCAAUGUUCUGCGUGGUGAUUGGCCAGCAUUCAUAAUUACUGCAUCGAAUGAUCUGACAAUCAAGAAAUGGGCAGUUCCAAAGCCUACAGGCAAGAACGAAGGCGUGCACAUCGUCAAAGCGUCAGAAUACACGCGAAGGGCUCACGAAAAAGAUAUCAAUGCAUUGUCCAUUUCGCCCAACGAUUCCAUCUUCGCAACGGCCUCCUAUGAUAAAACUUGCAAAGUAUGGAACGUGGACACUGGAGAACUAGAGGGAACAUUGGCCGGUCACAAGCGUGGUCUCUGGGACGUUUCCUUUUGCCAAUACGACAAGCUUUUGGCUACAGCUUCGGGUGAUAAGACGGUUAAAAUCUGGUCACUGGAAACCUUUUCGGUGCAGAAGACGCUCGAGGGUCACACUAAUGCUGUUCAAAAGUGUUCAUUCAUUAACAAGAACAAACAAGUUGUAACGACCGGGGCUGAUGGACUGAUCAAGUUAUGGGACCUUUCCAGCGGGGAGUGUCUCCGUACUUUGGAUGCUCAUGACAAUAGAAUCUGGGCGCUCAGCGUGCUACAAGACGGUGAAGAGUUCGCGACCGCUGACGCUGACGGUUUGUUCCAAUUCUGGAGGGACAACAGUGAAGAAGAGGCAAAACAAAAUUUGGAAGACGAGAAAUUGAGAAUUACUCAGGAACAAUCAUUGCAGAAUUAUCUUUCCAAAGGAGACUGGACGAAUGCGUUUUUAUUGGCCAUGACUUUGGAUCACCCUAUGCGUCUGUACCGAGUGUUAGACAGCAGUUCGCAUGCUGGCGAUGAAAACUCGAGCCAUGUGUUCAACGAAGAGCUUGAUACUGUCAUUGGUUCUCUAGAAGAUGAACAAGUGCUCAACUUACUCAAACGGAGCAGGGAUUGGAACACCAAUGCAACCACGCAUUCCGUGGCUCAAAAAGUCAUACGUUGCAUCUUGAUGCGUCACAAUAUCGCUGCACUCAGCGACAUACCAGGCAUAAUGAACAUUAUUGACGCCAUCAUACCAUACACAGAAAGGCAUUUUGCUCGAGUAGAUGAUCUAGUCGAGCAGAGCUACAUCCUGGACUACUCGUUGGUAGAAAUGGAUAAGCUCAUGUAG